UUUCAUCAAACGUUUGAUUGCGUCGUUCGAAUUGGGCAUUAAGUACUCGGUAAAAAUGUUCGCAUCUGAUUUACCCAAGCUUUCACCUACAUGGGGAUUAUGCGUUUUGUGUCAUAAAAAGGCAGAGUGGUCUUGUGAACGUUGCGUUGAUUUAUAUUGUUCCAUGGAAUGCCAGCGCAUGGAUUGGCCACGGCACCGUUAUAUUUGUUUGCCGAUGCCACAUUUGGUGCCUCUUAGUCACGCAGAGGAUAUAUUAUUACGUAAGAAAUUGAUUUCGGAAUCCAAUGGUAAUCAAGUCAGCUCCACGUCAGUUGAAGAGUUAUUGAAAAAUGAUGACACUGAAAAGAAUACUAAACUGAGCAACAAAACACGUAAUUUUACUGAAAAUGUUAUUUUGGUAAAAUUCCUUUCAUCAAAUAAAUGUUUGGUGCGUGCGCAUAAACCGCCAGAUAACUUCACAGAUAUUCAGAAGGAAAUAAAUGCUUUUGGAAAAAAUGCUCCGGAAUUAAUUGUGUGCCCUUCUGUGGGAUCUGUUGCUCUUUUAUUAUAUAAGGGUACAUAUACUCGAGUUGAAGUGUUAUCAAUCCAGGACGACAAACGCAUUACAUUAUUAUAUUGCGAUUACGGAUGGAUAGCAACUGUUGCUAAAGUUGAUCUCAGAAUGGCGGUAGAUGAUGUCCUGAAAUUUCCCCGAUUGUCGGCACUUGUAAUACUGCAUAAUGUGGGGGAAUGUUCUGAUUCAAAAGUAAUGUCUUUGCUCGAAAAAUUUGAAGGGAUGCAGUGCGAAUUGCGUCGAUGUAUUGAGACGAGCAGUAACAAAAUCGGAGAAAAAGUUUCUCUAACAUGUGGAAACGUAAACCUAAAUGAAGAAAUAAAUAAAUUAUGUUUCGACACUAACUUUGGAAAGGUGUAUGAAAACGUUCAAAAUUCUGAAGACAUCGAAAUUAAAAAUUUAAAUAAUAACGAGGACCUUUUGCUUGAUCUCUGUCUCGAUGAACCUUGUCAGAAGGAAAAACCAAUCUUAUCACCACCAUUUGACAUAUAUAUAUUUCAAACUAAUUUGUCAAAUUUCAAAGUGGUAGUUCUGGAUACUUCAGCUUUGAGUUACGGGUAUAUAGGUUGUAUAGCAGAAACGGACUUGAAAUAUUUAGUUACUGUACAGGAGUAUUUGAACAAUUACGAAGAUAAUGGACAAUUUUAUAGUCCAAAACUUCAUGAAUAUUGCUUGGCUAAGUUCGAGAAUGAGUGGUAUAGAGCCAGAGUCGUGAAAAUAAUGGGAAACUCACGUUAUACUGUUGUGUAUUUGGAUUUUACUAACGAAAGCACAAUUACUUCUCAGGAUAUACGGCGUUAUCCUAAAGAUUUAAAUGGACCGUGUCGUACUAACUUGUGCUUAAUUGACGGAUUGCCUACUACUCUUAAUGCUGAUCAUAUAAACUUUUUAAAAAAAGAGAUAACGGCAGAAUGUAAAUUGGUUAUUGAUAAAGUUAAAGAAGUUGUUCAACAAAUUGUUGUAGUUGAAUGCGCAACUAUUAUUGAAAAAAUGAACAGCGUUGAAUUUAAGGCAAUUUAAUUUUUUUUAA
Molecule: messenger RNA, 1583 nt
Organism: Bactrocera tryoni
Lineage: Eukaryota; Metazoa; Arthropoda; Insecta; Diptera; Tephritidae
Exons: 1
Coding region: 56-1573 (505 amino acids)
Source: RefSeq, a predicted model, not a curated record